Messenger RNA from Bactrocera oleae (olive fruit fly), 2757 nucleotides. NCBI's taxonomy places the organism in Eukaryota, Metazoa, Arthropoda, Insecta, Diptera, Tephritidae. The record is from RefSeq and is a predicted model, not a curated record.
UACUGCGGUUAGUAGAGUACAAGCAACGGAAGUCAACGGUUGUGUGUAACGCGAAAGACUGUGUAUUCACAUGCCUACCUACGAAAAAUGUUUACGAACCACAAGAAAGCACUGCUGAAUUAUUACAUGUAUUGAUUUUUAACUAGAAACUCAUAAAUUAUAACAAAUAAAGUGCAUAAAAAUAUUCAAUUUAUGUGUGGGUGAUUAUGUAAACGUCAAGUCUCGGCAAAAUAGCAAUCAACCAUCAAUCAAAGCCAUGAAGAAACUCUCACUUACGCCUGCGCGCGCAUUUCGCUUACGCUCGAUUCAUUUGGAGGUAUGCAAUAUGCUGCUAAGCGCUUACCUAAUGGCCAUUUGCGUGCGUUGCGUACCGAAGAGGUGACGCGAAUUUCACUACGAUGUUGUUAAGCGAAGCUUCGAAUACGAAUUUACCAAUGGCAUUGGAAAGAAGAAUAAGACAUAAAAAGUAGUAAUAUUCGAAAAAUACAUUUUUGAAACUUUGGAUUUGAUCUAAAGAAGAGUAUACGUUCUGAAGCACAUUUCCUGGGGACUUUUGAUCACAUAUCAGUCCUUGAAGAUCACUUCCGCAUAGAUACUUUAUAACCGUAUAAGUAUCUGACUUCGCACAGUAGGCCUUCUCUCCCACUGUUAUCAUCAGCGGGAAAAAGUAACUUUUUGUCUACGUUCGCCUGCUAUAGUAAACCGUCUGCAGUUUUAUGUCGGGGUAACUACCAUUAUCUGCAUUUGUUAAAGAUUUUCCGAUGAGAUUCAGUUCAAAAUAGCGUGCAAAUCGUUUCUUCGUUCUCUCGAACAAUUCAGGAACCGGUUCGCCGCAUUAACUAUCAUUCGAACUUCUAAACAAUGUAGACAUUAGGUCGGACUUUAAGAGGAUUAUGAAGUAUCACUCUUGUUCGUCGAGAAAGAAUUUUAAUCCUCAAUUACAGACCUCUGCUAUUUCCUUCCUGUCGUCCUUCAAACACUUGUUCCCUAUCUGCCUCAAGAUACUUUUGUCACUAUUCACCUAAAUUAUAUCGAGGAAGGCCUGGUGUGUCAAAAGAUGGAUACAGUCUUAUAGUAUUCCGAAAAUAAAGCAUCGUUACAUAGCUUUAAGUGAAUCAAUUGUGAUAAUAAAAAGAAAUUAAGUAGCAUAGCAUAAAUAAUGUGUACAACAACGACGCAACAAUAUACAACAGUCGUUCCGAGCUUCCUCAGGACCAUUUCGAUUAUAGUUAUAUUUUCACUAGUCAACUGCCAUGCCAAGUCAUUGCUCAACUAUGAUCAAAUGCAAUCACUUACGAGGGUUCCAACAACGACAACCCUAGCGCCGACCACAGCCCCCCCACCAACAAUGCGCGAUAUAGUAAUUGGACCCUGUCGUUGGGUGAUCGGACGCAAAUGCCCCGAUAAAGAUGUGCGCUUCUACUUGUACACUCGGCGCAAUCCACAGCAGCCUCAGUACUUAAACAUCGACGAAACGUCCGAUAAGUCCAAUUUGACCAACUCGAACUUUAAUCCGCGUUAUCAGACAAAGAUUAUCAUACACGGCUAUAAUGCGGAUAUGUAUAUGAACUCCAUGCAGCGCAUGAAAUAUGAAUACUUAAUGCGCGGUGAGUACAACAUUAUCUUUGUGGAUUGGGCUGUGCUGGCGCCAGGUCCAUGUUAUGUCAACGUCGUGCAUAAUACCAAACAUGUAGGUGCUUGUGUAGCUCAACUUGUGGAACGUAUUUUGGAGACAGGCACCACCGAUAUGCAUGUCAUCGGAUUCUCGUUGGGCGCACAGCUAACGAAUUAUGUUGCGCGAAAUUUGGGCUCAUUUCAGUUGCCGAGAAUAACAGGUCUCGACCCGGCCAUGCCGUUUUUCAUCACCUCCGGCAUCAAUGAUAAAUUGGAUCCCACUGACGCUGCUUUCGUCGAUGUAAUACAUACGAAUGCCUUUGUACAGGGUAAAAUAGAGCGUUGUGGACAUGCGGACUUCUACAUGAAUGGCGGUAUAUUACAGCCCGGUUGCAAUAGCGAAAACACAAAUCCAUUUGCCUGCAGUCAUCAGCGCGCUGUCGAAUAUUUUGCGGAAUCGAUACGUUCACGUAAAGGUUUCUGGGGUUGGCCUUGCAGCUCGUACAUCUCAUAUUUGCUCAAUAUGUGUCCGCCCACAAAUUAUCUAAUCGAAGCGGGCGAAGAUAUAAAGCUUAGCACAAAGGGUAUGUUUCUAGCGGAGACUAAUGAUACAGCGCCGUACGCUUUAGGCAAAUGGACCGAUUUACCGACAUUGGGUAGACAAAAGCCUACCAUUAAUAAUGGGCGAAUCACGAUAACGUUGCCACAACCGUCGGCCUUCCGUGAUCCCUUGUUGCAGCAAGUGGAUCAAUGGAAUAAAUUAGACUCACAUUUCAAUGGCAUUGAACCACAACCGACGCCAUAUUCACAAGAUCCCAACGGCGAAAAUUGGACUUACUUCAGUGGCACUGGCACCGGUGACAUAACCGAUACUUCGCAGGCCGGUAAUGAUUCAGUUGGCUCGGUGGAAGAGCAAAGUUCAGAGGAUGUACAGAAAGUGCAUGAAACCCAAAUUGAAUGGCUGGAGUAUCGCCGAAAUCUGACCAAUGGCCAUAUAGAAAAUAGUAUUUUUAAAGUGCCUCAUAUUGAAGGUGCAGAGUUGAAUAGCAGAAAGCUAAGCAGACAGCCGCGCGGAAAUGAAAUAAACUGAUAAGUUAUAAAAGUGAUUAAAUGUUUAAAAAUAUAAACUCUUUGAAAACAGAA